AUGCACUAUCAAGCAGGCAUACCUACCACUAUUGCUAACUUGCGUGAGAAACUGCUCAACUUUGGCUUUGAGUGUGUAUACCGACCAGGCAUGAUGAAUAUUAUCCCAGAUGCUUUGUCUCGAGCCUUCCCUGAAGAGCAUUGGACGAACACUGCAUCAGAGACAACGAUAAAGCUCGGUUCGAGGUCAAGACCUCUUAAGAAACAGAAGUUGUUCAUUGCUGCAGUAUCCACUCGCUCUGCCUUCAGAUCAAAGACCGUUCCGUCUGUAGACAAGAGCCUGCAAUCUACUAUGUCAAAUCAGAUUGCCCAUACCUUAGAGAGCGUUGAGGUUGAUCCUGCUGCCUCAUUUGUCUUCUUAGAAGCAAUUCCGGGCAAGGCUGCUACUACUGUCGCCGCUGAACGUGACGUCCGCAAGGUUGAGGAACUACUGCUUAAAUUAAUUGCAGCAAUCUCAGAGAAAGCACGAGCUUCCCAACAACAAGUGAUCUCUGCGUUCAGCAAAGCACAUCGCCUCGUUGAGUUCCCCACCGGCUCUUAUGUCACGUUGAAGGAUCCAGUUGCGAGCACACACCCCUGGAGCCAAACUCCUGCUCCGCUACUCAAUUUUGUCCUCGUUGCUGAUUCUUCCUGCAAGGAGCUCGCCGCCCCUACCUGCAACACCGUCUGCCCUGCCAUUUACCAGCAUGUCUGCGGCAAAGUCCUGUCCGGCGACUUCAAGACCUUUGGUAACUACUGUGAGCUGAAGAACUACAACUGCGAGCACGCCAACGCCCAGGCCACCGUUGUUCCCAACAAUCUCUGCGCGUUUGCUGCCGUUGAAAAGCGCGCCCCUGCCGAUGCUGCUCCCGCCAAGUGCAACGACAUCGUGUGUGCCGCUCUCGAGCAGCCCGUCUACGUCAAGGCCAAAAACGGUUUGAACAAGACCUUUGGUAACGCCAGCGAGCUCAAGAAGUACAACUGCAAGCACCCCGAUGCUGAGUUUGUCGUCAUUGCUGAGUCGACUUGCGAGGUUCUUGCUGCUCCCAAGUGCGACAUCAUGUGUGUCAUGGUAGAGGAUCCCGUCUGUGCCACCUCCAAGGACGGCAAGACUCAAACCUUCAACAAUGCCUGCCUGUUGGACGUCCACAACUGUCAGAACCCCACUGCAACCUUCAAGCUGGUUGCCAGUGCCGCCUGCCCUGCUACCCUCGGUUGCGCUGACGCCUGUCCCGCAGUCUACCAGCCCGUUUGUGCCAAGCUCCAGUCUGGCAAGUCCAAGACCUUUGGCAACCAGUGCGAACUGAGCGCGUUCAAUUGCAUGAACCCCAAGGCUGCCUUCACCUUUGCUUCUGAAGGAGCUUGCUAA
Molecule: messenger RNA, 1347 nt
Organism: Linnemannia hyalina
Lineage: Eukaryota; Fungi; Mortierellomycota; Mortierellomycetes; Mortierellales; Mortierellaceae
Source: the annotation of a GenBank genome assembly